UUUUUGAAGACAUAAUUUUGUAGGGUAUGGUUUCGUUACGUACAUCAAUGAUGUUCCCGCUAUAAAGCGGAAGAUUUUAUUUUUUGUGUGACCUGAAGUGAUCGCUUUAACAUGGAUCAACUCGUGAGUCACAAAUCGUCCAUUGUGACGGAAGGCGAUAUGAGCCUAGAUUCCAACAUGGCCAUGACCGAUUUGGACAAAGGCCUGAGAUCAUCGAACGUUGGAGAGCAGUGUGAAGCCAUUGUUCGAGUUCCACGCCUGUUUGAGAAUUAUCCGUUCCCCAUUUUGAUCAACUCCGCGGUCUUGAAACUCGCUGAUGUUUUCCGUUUUGGGAAUAAUUUCCUUCGCAUGUGCGUGUUGCGAGUUUGUCAGCAGUCGAGACGCCAUCUCGACAAGGUGAUAAACGUCGACGAAUUCGUGCAGAGAAUAUUUUCCGUCAUACAUUCGAAUGACCCUGUUGCUCGUGGACUGACGUUGAGAUUGCUGGGCAGUAUUGCGGUGAUUAUCCCGGAAGCUAAGGAAGUCCAUCAUGCUAUUCGCAGUGCGUUGGAUUCACAUGAUCGCGAGGAGCUCGAAGCAGCAAUCCUUGCUGCUGCAAGAUUCACCAAACACUCGAAAACGUUUUCGACGAAUAUCUCGGGGAAAAUCAGUGAAAUGAUGGAAGGACUUUCGCACCCAGUUGAAAUCAAGAUCAAACUUCUUCCCAUUUUUGGCAACAUGCACCACGACGCUGAAACAGCUCUAACUGUUCGCUCACUAUGUUUAGAGCUCCUUCGAACGUAUCCUUCUGUAGAAUUCAAAGUUACGACUAUCCGAACUUUGACACGCCUGUCGAUCGCCACUUUAGUGAACAUCCCGGAACAAGUCUCUCUGCUGAUUGAAUGCCUUCAAGCGGAUCAUAGAGACGAAGUGAAACUCUGCGCCCUUUCAGACUUGCGACUGGUGGCGAAAGAAGCGCCGCAUUUGUGGACUCAAGAGAAUUGGAAAACUGUGGUGAAAUUUGCCGAAGAGCGCCGAAACGAGCCUGUGAUCUUCUCUGCGGUUUUGGUAUUGCUCGGCUUGUUGACCGAAUCAGGUUCUCUUCCUGAAUUCGUACACGACCGAGCUAUGCAAAAGUUGUGUUUGGAGGCCGCGGCAACGUCGCCGGUCGCCCGUGUUGGAGUGGAGGGUGCCGUUGUGCUCACAACCGUGGUAACUUCUUUGUUACGCUCGGGAAGAACGGAUGAAGAGUUCGUGGAAGAUGCUUUACUGGCUAUUCAGGACCGAGUUUUCCGUUGCUUAGCCGCCCCGGACAAAAACCGCAACAGCCUGAAGCGACUUUUGUGUUUAGUGGUUAAACUAGCGUCGUGUUGCGAUCAAGUGUGCGCGCGAUUAGUGACGAUAUUGACGCAGUAUUUGACGAGUGAUUCGGAGGUAAUGGCGAAUGCGUUUUGUGGUAUGGGAAGUGGUGGAUGCAGAGACGCAUUGGGGCCGGUGAAAGAGCGUGUGAUGGGCUUGUUGAAAGACCAGUCGGUUGGGAUGAGUUCCGAAGUAUUUGGGACACUCAUGACGUUGUUGUUUCAAGCUACGUCCGGGCUGGCGGAAUGGAAUGAGAAAUUGCGAGAGAUGAUUGUGUUGAGAGCUGUGAGUGUGGAUCCCUGGGUCUUGUACAGGAUUGUUCGACAAGCCGCAAGGUACGGACAUUUUGAAUGGGCUUCUGCGCAGUGUCAAACGCUUGAAGGGCAUGCAGUGAAAGAAAUGACGGUUCAUUGGUUCAAAUCCCUGCGAUACGCAUUUGUUGCUGAAACUGAGCUAAAUAGAGCGUACACGAUUUGCAAGUCGAACUCCAUGGAUCGCUGGGACUCGUUGAGCCGAUCCAUAAUUUUUUAUCACAACGCUCUCAUAUCCUUGAAGGCCGUUGGCUCAGCCGACGUGAGCUCUUACUGGCGCGAGGAGUUCCUCAAGUUAAGGACGAAGAUGCUGGAGGCUCAUCGGUCGUUCGCAGUUGCAGUGACGGGUUUGUCAACGUGUCCCCCGCCAUCUAAUUGGCGAAAGAAAAAUGGAAAUUCACCGCCGAAAUCGAAGAAAAGUGUCAAAGAAUCUUCCGACGCCAGUGAUGACGUCAACGGCGACGAAAGUGUGAAUGGGGAUGAUUUGAGUGGCGAUGAUUUUUAUCGUUACGGAUCUGCAGCUCAUCAGCUCCUCAAAGUGACGUCGAACUUUCGACACGUCGCGUCGGGAUACGAACAGUUGAUCGAAAAGUCCUUCGAUGCAGAUCCUCAAACGUUGAUCUCGAUUUCCCUAUUAAAUCAGUCCUGUGGCUUGAUGGCGAAUGCAGUACAGUUCGCAAUGAUGAGAGCUGGUGCAAGAGCUGAGGAUGGGGAUGGAAAACGCAUCGGUUCCUCCUUCUUCAUCAGGGACGCCAUUAUGGAUUCCGCUGCGUUGAGCCUGGAGCAUAAGAUUCAACUCGAAUCUCUCAACGCCUGCAGUUCUGCCCUGGAUCGUCUGAUGGGAACAUUUGUGAAAUCAGGCGAUAAAAGCUUCUCCCCGCGACUCGUGGCUGCCGUUUUGGACAUCACCUCUAGUCUAUUCUGCGUUCCUCUCAGCUUCCCGCGUUUCUUCUUCCAACACGCGCAGAACACGGCCAUCAAGCUCAACACGUCCCCGGAAACAAAUUCUGCGUCAUUUUCGCAAAGUUCAGCGCCGAAUUUGGCAGUGAAAAUCGAAGGCGUGAUUGAGCACGGCGGGAAACGGAAACCCUUUCGGCGUGUGUCUCAGGUUGUGGUUUCAGUGAAAGCUCACGUGAGUGCCGGCGGUAUGACUCAGACUUUGACGCCGAAAAACGAUUAUUUCACUGCGCAAUUUCUCUUGAACACGGCGGCCAUGAUGUCGGGCUCUUCGAAUGUCGUGAUUGAAACGCAUAUUGUGGAUGAGGAGGGACGGGUCUGGGAUGGUGGGGUCAAGGUGCUGAUGCCUUUGGGCGCUAUGCCGAAAUUCGGACCCGGGCUGAAAUUGGGCAGAGCACUCGGAAGAUCUGAGAGCCCGCAACUCGACAAGGAUGCUCUGUCGAUCGCCUGCGACGUGAUUAGCAUGAAUGCGUUGCCAUUGGAGUUGCUCGCUGAAAUUUUCUGUCGAGUGAACUUUGGGGAUCUUCUUGAACUUCGCCUCGUCUCCACGAAAUUCAACGAAGCUGUAACUUAUUCAGCUGACCGGUUUUUGUAUGUUAUAGCGGAUCCAUUCCUUUCGAAUCCAACCGAAAUUGAAGAAAAUGUGGAAUCAUCUGCCGAAACCCUGAAGAAGUCUUCGUUCCCGUUUCAUAAUUUCUUCAUUAAGUGUUCAAACCUGCAGUCUUGUUUUCAGUCAGCGAAAGAAAUCACUUUGAAUGGAGUGGAAAUUACAUCGAAAUUAGCCGAGAAAAUCUUACAAAACGCGUCCUCAAGCCUGAAGAAACUCUCAUUGGAAGACUGCAAUUCGAUUUUCAUCACUGGUCAGAUUUUUCGUGAUUGGACCCCAGAUCAAGCCUUAGAAAAUCUAGUCUGCCUUCGAGUGUCGGAUACUCGUUAUUUGAGCGAUGAUAUCUUCAGCAGAAUUUUGCCAUUAUGUCCGAAUUUGCGAUCAUUGGAACUGGAGCGAUGUCAGAUUUCUUCGCAUGGCAUGGUUCACCGGAGAUUUUAUCCCGCGGGAAGGGAUGCUAUGCUGAGUCAGUCUUUGCUGUCUGUUCAGACUGUGAUGAGACUUUUGAGCAAACAUUGUAGAGCGAUGAAGUCGUUGAGUUUCUGUGAAAUGGCUCUCACAGACGACUUUGUGGAAGAACUGUGUGGUUGUAGAGCGUUUCAGGAUUUAGAAGAGCUCAGCUUGAACGUAUGUCCGAAUAUUUCUGAAAGAGGAUUCUUGCGUAUUCUGCAGAGUUUCCCAAAACUGAAGAAGUUCAGUUCUGUGAAAUCACUUCGUGUGAUUUCUGGAAAUUUGGUGUCAGCACUGGGAUCUGAUCUCGAAGUUUUGCGACUUGGAAGUUUUGCCUCACUUUUCACUCUUAGUGGAGCGCCGGAUGACCUUAUCUCAAUUUUCAAUCGGAAUCCGUCUUUACAUACGCUUGUCCUGCGUUCAACGGGAACCAUUCCACUUUUGAACGCAUCCAUUGUUGCCGAUAUGAUGGAGAAGAAGAUGAAGUUCUUCGAGUCAUUGACGGUCUUGGAUUUGUCGGAGUGUAUGUCUGAAUCUUGCGAUAUUGAAUGUACACUGGAUAUACUGGGUAGGACACGGGGACAGCAUCUAAAAGAAUUGUAUUUGAGCAACGUUCCUAAUUUAACAUUCGUUGCUCUUUCAUUCGUUUUCAAAUACUUAACCAAACUGAGGCUAUUGGAUCUUUCGAAAUCCGUGAAGUUAGAGGACGAUCACCUGUUUGGUUGCCCUGAAGAAGGAACGGAACCCGAAGUUGUUGUGGUGCCUCAGAUGUGCUCAUGCAACGCAACGCGUUCCAAUAUUCUUUCUUGCAAUCUUAGAAGAAACGCGUCGUCAACCGGCUGUUCGUUGCUGAAUUUAACAGAACUUCAGGUCUUGAAUCUAUCUUCGUGUGGUCGGUUAACGGAGGUGGGGAUACUUCAUGGCCUCGGUCAUUCCAGCCUCCACACUUUAGACAUUUCGUGCAAUCGAAUGUCCCGAGGAGCCGUGAAACCGGUGGCGAUCUUGUUGCCAUCCCUGAGAGAUCUGAUUAUGGAUGGAUGCUAUGGUGUUCAAAAUGAUGAUAUCAUCACAUUUGUUCGUGAUGCAAGAAGGCUGAAAAGGCUCAGUUUGCGCGGGAUUAGAGAACUCAACGAGUUUGCUACCGAGUAG
Molecule: messenger RNA, 4812 nt
Organism: Notodromas monacha
Lineage: Eukaryota; Metazoa; Arthropoda; Ostracoda; Podocopida; Cyprididae
Source: the annotation of a GenBank genome assembly